CUCUUGGGCCCAAAUAAGCUUACUUGCUUUAGAAGACCCAUUCUAAGCUCAAACUUCAAGGUUCAUCGUUCAUCUCCUUCGUCGUCGUCUUUUCGAUUUGCCGGAGCUCGAGGCUGAGCAACCAGCGAAGAUGGAUUCUCCGGCCAAUUCACAGAAAACGGUUUCGGACGACGAUGAGAUUGAUUACUCCAUCAAAGCAGAGUUCUACGACUCGGAUCUUGAUGAUAAAGAUGAGCUGUGGAUGGCUAAGAAGAGAGAUGGCCGUGCUUCCGAUGCUGUGCUGAGCUGUCCCGCUUGUUUCACCACCGUCUGCUUAGAGUGUCAAAGACACGAGCAGUAUGUGACACAGUACAGAGCAGUCUUUGUGGUCAAUUGCGAAGUUGAUAAAGAUAAAGCUUUGCAACACAAUACAGUUCCGUCAAAGGUUGGUAAACGAAGGAGAGAUUCGGAGGAGAAAGAAACUGAUUCUGCAGACAGCGAAAGAGUGAACCCGGUCGUUUGCUCAACUUGUUCGACAGAGAUCGGAGUUUUUGACAGUGAAGAGAUCUACCAUUUCUUCAACGUCAUCCCAAGCGAGCCUUAGUUACUUCAUGAGUUUCUUGUAAAACAAUCUAGGAAGUGGUCACAAAAUGAUAAUAAACCAAAAGUUUAAUCCAAUGUUACUGUAACGGGGGAAAGUGAGUUUUAUCGAUGAUCGUCUUAUUUUCAGCAAA
This is a messenger RNA of Brassica napus (rape), 713 nucleotides long. RefSeq names its product E2F-associated phosphoprotein-like. The record is from RefSeq and is a predicted model, not a curated record. The coding region runs from base 131 to 583 and encodes 150 amino acids. Gene Ontology annotation, biological process: positive regulation of cell population proliferation. Gene Ontology annotation, cellular component: nucleus. The transcript has 3 exons. Lineage: Eukaryota; Viridiplantae; Streptophyta; Magnoliopsida; Brassicales; Brassicaceae.